This is a messenger RNA of Vanessa tameamea, 2790 nucleotides long. RefSeq names its product monocarboxylate transporter 2-like. Lineage: Eukaryota; Metazoa; Arthropoda; Insecta; Lepidoptera; Nymphalidae. Gene Ontology annotation, molecular function: monocarboxylic acid transmembrane transporter activity. The transcript has 11 exons. The record is from RefSeq and is a predicted model, not a curated record. The coding region runs from base 66 to 2639 and encodes 857 amino acids. Gene Ontology annotation, cellular component: membrane. Gene Ontology annotation, biological process: transmembrane transport.
AAUGUAAUGUAAAAAGUGUUGUGUGAAAAAUUUGAAGAAAAAAAUGCAAUCAUCAGUGAAUAACAAUGACACUCCGUCGGUGUGACAGUCUCCCCGCGAAAUUGAGGGAGGCGCCGAUCGCUAACCCCGAACUAACCCAACCUUUGAGGAAUAAAAUACCCGAUUCUAACACUGACCCAAAUUUAAAAGAAAAUAUCGCCCGAGAAGAAGUUAUCGCCACUUGGAAAUCCCUUCACACCGACGUCAAGAAUAUAAAAAAUGGUUUUCCUACAAAGAAUGACCUUUCGGACCAUGGCACGGAUAAAAGAAUAUCCAUUACCCACAAAUUCAGUCCAGUACCGAAGCGCUAUAACAGAGAACGGAAAAAAAUCACUUACGAUAACAGACAUAUCGCGGUCGGUGCGCAGGAGGCUGAUCGCACCUCGUCGUGUCCUCUGGACAUGGCUCAGAGAUAUCCGACAGACAGGAAAGCUAAUUCGGUUCGACGAAAGACGUUACUCGAUCGCCUUCUAUCCUGGAAAACUGCAGAUUGCGAUUGCAAUGUUAAAUAUUCAUCGAAGUUUUGCCCCGUACCGAAAACACAACCAAAUGAUAUGCUAUGCACUUGUGGCGUUAUUCAACCGAUUGUUACGAACAAUUUGAAUAAAUAUGCAGAGCGUGGACGCUCCAAAAGUGUAGGAUAUGAGGCUGCACGUGAAGUGACUCAAUUCCGCCGGUGCGCAAGCGCAGGUGCAACGGUGGGUGCUGAGACGGCAGCAACACUACGCGCCCGCGCUGCUCUUACCUUAGCGAGACGUUACUACCCGGAGGGAGGUUGGGGAUGGACCAUUACCAUCGUUGGCACAAUUGUUCAAAUUUUAUCGCAUGGUUUACAACUUGGCGGCGGCACUGGUGCGAUAGCAUGUACGGCGGCUGUUAAAUAUCGCGUUCCACCGCUUUAUACGUACGGUUGCCUCGGCGCAAUUUCAGCUGGCGUCGCACUUGCUCUGUCGCCAGUUACGGUUGCGCUUUGCGUGCGCAAAUCUACGCGCGUCACAGCGGUCGUAGGCGGGCUGGUCGCCGCCUUGGGCUGUCUUUUUACAUCCUUUGCUACACAAUUCCAUCAAUUAUUCUUCAGUUACGGAACUGUCGUCGGUGUAGGCGUCGGUUUGACUCGAGACUGCUCAACGUUAAUGGUGGCUCAAUACUUCAAAAGGAGACGAGAGCUCGUAGAGAUUUUCAUUGUAAGUGGCAGCGGUCUCGGCAUAGCUGUCAUGUCGACUUUCAUCAAAAGUGCCAUCAGAGCUAUCGGUUGGCGAUUGGGCCUACAAGCGGUUACAGGAGUCGUUUUUGUUACUUUCAUACUCGGAACAUUUUACCGCUCCGCCUCAUUGUACCACCCACAACGACGUGCCAUACUACAUCUUAAGAACCAAAACAAAAUUAAACGGAAAAUGAAGGAUAGAAAUAAAACGGACGACAGGCAACCUUUCUUCGACUUCUCUACUCUACGGUCUAAAACUGUGAGAAUCUUACUAAUGUCGACUGGAAUAUCAGCGUUUGGGAUCAACACACCGAUAUUUUAUCUCGCUUAUCACGCCGAAGAAGAAGGAUUAGGCGACACAGCGGAGCUACUCCAAGCAUACCUCGGUUUAGCAUGGGCAGUCGGAUGUGCGGCGUUUGGUCUGUUAGUGCGGCAAAACUCAGCCGAGUGCCGUAUAGCUAGACAGUACCUCACCCAAGCUGCAGUGUUUGUGUGUGCGUUAGCCACUAUGGCGCUAACGGCUGUUGAAGGCUCGUAUAGAGGAUACGUGAUGUUUGCUUGGGUCUACGGUAUUUUUUGCGGCGGGUACCACUAUUCACUAAAAAUGUAUACGUACGAACGAGUACGUUCCCGAAACUUCGCACGCACAUGGGGUUUUGUGCAAUGCUCACAGGCCGUGCCAAUCGCUAUUGGGGUGCCACUAUCAGGGUAUAUAAAUGUGGGUUGCGGUGGCAAAGCCGGCUAUUACUUCAGCUCAACGUGCUCGCUGAUCGGUUCCCUGUCGCUUUUCUGCAUCGACCUGCACCGUCGCAGCGUCGCUAACAAACACACCAAAGAAAAUGGCGGUACGGUUGGGUGCGAGUCGACAGCAACGUCGCGCAACCGCGAUCGCGAGCCGCGCACCGCUACCGGGGCUGCAACUGCAUUAGUUCUAGGAGCAGAACUAGUAGCACCAGGCAGAGCUGGCCGAGAUUUAUUACUAGACAGCAUCGGCCCUGGCAGCCUUGGAUCCCCCCCUCCCAAUCUCCCUCCAGAACUGACGUGCAUCAGUGAAGAAGGAGGAUUAGAUUUAGAUUUAGAUCUAGACAUACCGGAACACCUACUAGAGGAAUUGGAUUGUGGGGGAGAUUGUAUUACUAGUUGUAAUAAGGUGGAGAACUACUUGAUGCUGAGUGAAUACGAGAACAAUCUAAUCGCAGAGAUUCCUAACUUGAACGAACGACGGGGACGGCGAUGGUCGAUCGUCGUCGCUAACUCAAACUCCCCGCAGCCCUCCACUAAUCAGGAGAACCAGAAUAAUUCACCCGAACAUCACAGAAAUUCAAUCAAAUGGAAGAAAAAGUGCCAUAAUACAAACAACAGACUGAUAACAGUGAUCAAUGAAGCUUCGUUAUAAACCACUAGUGGAAUAAAGUUGAGACAAUAAAUAGAAAAUAAUUCGUUUAGUGUACCAAUGACCUAUUUAACCUCAUAAUUUAUUUCUUGUGUGUGUAUAGUAGCCUCAUUUGUGUAACGUUCGGUAUUAUUUAUUAAAUUAUUAUGAAGAA